Messenger RNA from Schistocerca americana (American grasshopper), 585 nucleotides. Its product is annotated as ras-related and estrogen-regulated growth inhibitor-like. The transcript is spliced from 6 exons. Gene Ontology annotation, molecular function: GTPase activity; GTP binding. NCBI's taxonomy places the organism in Eukaryota, Metazoa, Arthropoda, Insecta, Orthoptera, Acrididae. Bases 136 to 585 code for a protein of 149 amino acids. The record is from RefSeq and is a predicted model, not a curated record.
CGUGUAGCCGCAGUGGCCGCCAGCGUCCCCGCAGCUUAGCACAGCACAGCACUCGCACAGCCUGAGCUAGCGCUGCUACAGACGCGUGUGUGAUGCGGUGCGGUAGGCCUCCUAGGGGCAGCAGAACCCACCAGAAUGAAGACUACUGAAGAGAAGAGUGCAAGCACACCUCGUGUGAGGUUAGCAGUCCUGGGGCAGACCAACGUCGGGAAGUCUGCCUUGACUGUCCGUUACCUGACCAGGCGAUAUAUAGGCGAAUAUCGGUCUGAUACUGAUCUACUGUACCGGCAGACCGUGAACGUGAACAAUGGGCCAGUAGACGUAGAAAUAGUGGACGUCUCUGGAGAGUCGAACGAGAGGCCGCUGCCCGCGGAGCAGGUGGAGUGGUCGGACGCGUGCGUGCUCGUCUACUCCAUCACGGACCGGCGCUCCUUCGACUACAGCCUGCAGGUGCUGCAGCAGCUGAGCCAGGCGGCCAAGCCCACAGCCCUGCUCGCCAACAAGGCCGACCUCGACCACCUCAGGCAGCACUGGAUAGAUGAAAUAUGGAUCUGCAAUAAAAAUACAAAUUGGAUUAAAGUGUGA